Porites evermanni is the source of this 6364-nucleotide messenger RNA. The record is from the annotation of a GenBank genome assembly. Lineage: Eukaryota; Metazoa; Cnidaria; Anthozoa; Scleractinia; Poritidae.
AUGGCGCUUAAUGGUCAACCUUUGACGAAGUUUGCGAGACAUGUUAUUUUCGCAGGUUAGGGUUCUUAAUUAAUCGCUAACACUGUUGUGUUUUCUUCUGAAUAGGAAUUCAAUCAUAAGUUAAGAAAGCUUUCCCACUUUUUGCCGUGGUGAUAUUCAAAAAGUCCUGAGUGUUUCAAUGCAGGUUAUUAGUCACAAUUUAGCAUUAUUGUUACUCUUUUCCCCUUUCCAACCUUGAUUUGCACAUCACAUGGUGCUAUAGAAAUAUACCAGGAUAGAAUCCAGGGUUGUCAUUAAGAGCCGGGGGCCGGGGAUUUUCCCCGGCUACUAAUGUAUCGGUCAAAUCGAAGCUUCAACAUGCCCCCCCCGGGCAACCCCUCGGGCAUUUGACUUUUUUGAAAAUUAUUGUUCAAAUUCCCCCCUACCCGGGCCAAAAUGCCGUUCAAAUGCCCCACACUAGGGUCCAUUCAGGUGAUCAAAUGCCCCCACCCAGGGGACAUUUCACAGGCACAAAAAUGACAGAAGAACGGCGCAAACGCCUUCAGUUGUCGAACAAAAUCUUUAUAAAUAUAACAAAAACUGAGAAGCACUGUUAGCGUAUUCACUACGAACAAAAGUCUCGUGCAAAGCGGCGGAAGUCGCUGCUACAAGGUCACUGAAUGCUCAACUUUUCUUCGUCAUGCAACAUACAUAAAAAAGAUUCCACCUAUUGAGCUUACUACAUCAUGACCAUUUCACUGACAUGCAUCAUCGCUCACCUUAUUAAUUAACAUACUUGCAGUAGGUCAAAGUAGUUGACCUGAGCUUUUUAAUUUAUUUUAUGUUGUUGUAUUGAAUUGCCGGUAUAGGUAUUGUAUUUCAAUGUAAACACAACAAUAAAAUACAUUCAUACAUUCAAAGCCUGAAUCCAAUUAAAAAUUUUAAAAUUUAAAUACUUCAAAUACGGCACAAAGCUUGCUUAAGCCCUUUCCUCGUAACCAAUUGGCCACAAAGGCACAAUCUUUUCCAUGAAAAUCCUCUAACACCGCGUCCCCCAUGAUAGCUCACCACGCCAAAGAUUUUACAUGAAAUUGAGGGUGCAGUUCAAAUUCCCCACCCCUAAAGCAUGGGGAUAAAAUUCCCCACCCCCUGGAAGACUCUGAUCAUCAAAUUCCCUCCUCCGCGGGACGGCAAAGGUGUCAAAUGCCCGGGGUAUGCCCGGGGGGGCAUGUUGAAGCUUCGAUUUGACCGAUACAUAAGAGAGGGGCAACGGACUACUUUUAUUGGAAAAUAGAAGAGAAAUAGAACCAAAAGAAAUCCCUAGCCGUUUGAUUCCUCGCCUACUUGUUGUAAUUACCCGCCAACUUGAAAUCUUAGUGACAAUCCUGAUAGAAUUAUAUAUGUAUGCACAACAUCGAUCAGAGAAUGAACAUGAGAGAAAAUGGAAGGGUGAGUGAAAUGUGGCUCAUCUCCGGUGUGAUAUAAUUUACCUGUAUUACUCACAGCUUAUGUAAAAACAAAAAAAAACAAAAAACAAAACAAAAAUACUUUCCUUAGCAAUGAAUUUAACCCUGGCAAUAGUCCGUAAAACAAAGAAAAGGAAUAAAUUAUAUUAUACCUGGGAUGACCCUGAAAUGUUGCAAUGGGUUGCCUUAAAUUGGCAUGGCGUGAUCAUUCUAGACCUUUUCUUUACUGUUACAACCAUUUCUAACAACUUAACUUUUGCAAAUAAAGUGCAACUAAACAGCUACUACUAUCUUUGUUAGCUGGCAUUGGUGCUGGGGGAAGUGUUUUGGUGAACACAGUGCGACGUGAUGGAGAGAGAGCCAAAAAAAUACUUUGCUACACUGCUGUGUCAGGUACAUGUAGAUGUAUAGGGGUGGUUACCAGUUGUUUUUAUACAAAAUCGUUUUGAUACUUGAAAGAAGUUGUUUUUAGUAGAGAUGUGUAAAAAGUUUCUUCCACUUUGAUGGUUUGAAGAACAAGCAUAUUACUCACCCCAAGGGUUUUUCUUGUUCAUGCACAAACUUUACCUAGAAGUGACUGAAACUGGUGUGCAGAUUCACUGCUUGAGUUCAUAUCAAAACAAUUUUGUAUGUGCAGAGGUUCUGUGAUGUUAAAAUACAAUGUAAGUUGGGUAAAGGACAUACACUAUGUACUAUGUACUGUAGAAGGAAAAUCAAAGUUUUAGUGGUCUGUCCAAAAGUGUAGUUUUGAUAGUCUGCCUAAAGGAAAAGCCUGAAAGAGUCUGUGUUCAAUAGUGAGCUUUUGCUUUUAUCAUGUAAGCUUAAUCGGCAAAGUAAACAUUUGAAACACAGUUUGACACCUAACCUUUUCAUCGCAUGAUACAAGGAUCACGAUGUCAGAAGGUGACAAAGGAAUGGGCACCACUGUUCAUUUUAAGUGUUGUUUGCUUCUUAUAGAAUAAAUUUUUCAAUGUUACACUAGAAAUCUGGUUUUCUGUUGAGAAUUAAUAUACUGUAGAUGUCAUUCCUAGUAAACUAAUUGAAAAAUAUUUAUUAAAUUGAGAGUGAAGUGAUAAGCGAAGUUUCACAACUCCAUUUUAUGCAUCAGUAAAAAAAAAUGAAGUGAAAGCUUGCAAUGUUAACAUUUUUUUGAAGAUAAGAAUUUUACAAACUCAAGUUAUUUACAUUCUGCUGAUAGGGAAAAAAAAGCUGCCAAUAAUAUAUUAUAAAAUGUUUAUAUUUGCUUUCCUGUCAGGCUUGACUGGUUUAAGCAUUGGCAGUACGUAUGCUGCCUUUAGGAAGCAAGGUGUAUUGACCUACUCAUUUUCGACUGGUGCUUCAUUUUUCACCAUCUCUGGCUUGUUUUUUGGUAAGUUUACUCAUACAUGACAUUGUUACAUGUAUAUCAGUGUUAGAGUUGGCAACUUGAACAUUUACUUUAUACAUGUAUUUCUAUCCUUUAAAUUUCUACAUUUGAUUGUGAAAAAUGUGAUGAUCAGCGUGUCAUGAGUGUAGGAAAGGAAGGACCUAUCCAACUCUAAGUGGGCACUCUGUCACAGUCUUAGCUACUGCGAGAGGCCAAUACACUAAUUAUACAGGAUGCAUGUCAAAUAAAAACCUAGUAUAUGGCCUUGCACUUUGUGAGUCUAGUGAAUACAAUCCCUUCCCAAAGGUCAGAAAAUCAUAGGUAUGAAUCCUGGCAGGGACUUUGUUCAAUGCUCGUGACAUGUGCACAUGUUUCACAUUCACUUACCAAGCCUAAAAAUUAAAAAUUCCCUUAACUAAUAAACUUUCUGCAUUUAAUGUUGUUAAUUUGUAUGUGUGUGUGCUUUUGUCAUCAGUGAUCAGAGACAAUUUAUUGCUGUCGUCCAAGGCUCACGACCUAAGAAGAUCUCUUGACCAACUUCAAGGGAACCCAACUUUGACCACAAGAAGAGAAGCCAUGACUGGCAUGCAAGCAAGUUCCCUCAGUGGUGGAGCAGUAGGAAUGUUGCUGUCAUGUGCAAUUUGUAAGUUAAUCAUGCUACCUCACCUAAACUUGAAUUUAAGAGAUGGAAUGGAAUGAAUGAACAUUAAGGUAAUUUUGUGAGGUUUAUACCUAUGAUAAGGUUCUACAAAUGUACAUGUUUUUUUUAUUCUUUUACUUUUUAUUUAUUUUUUGAUUUUAUUAUGUUAUUAUUCUUUUCAAUAUUCUUCAACUUUGCAUUGAUAUGUACAAAUGUGUCUAUGUUACAGGUCAAAUCUGAUUUCAGGUUAAUUUUUUUCAACCUAGGUUGAUUCUCAAUUUCUUUUUUCUCCUAGCCCUGAUUAUUCAUGAAUUAGGGCUAGGAGACAAAGGAAAUAGAUAAUAAACCUGGGUUAAAUCAAAAUUAACCUGAAAUCAAAUUUGACGUGUAAGAUAUAUAUGGCAGGUAAAAGUAAAAUCCAUUCUCAGUUCAAAUCAUUAUUCAACCAACUUUGGUUCAGAAUUUCCUUAGCUUCCUCACCCUAAUUAUUCACAGGAGGCAAAAGGAAUUCUUUUCUAACUGGAGAAGAGAUUUUACCUACAACAUACACAGUACAUAUCCUACUUUAUUAGUUAGCAUAUGGAAGGGAAAAUGAAAAGGAAUUUUUGGCAAAGGAAAUGUAACAGGGAUGUGAAGAAAGAAGGUUGUGAGCUCAUCAUGUGUUUUGUAAUCCCCAGCUGUGCUCCAAAAAAAAUUGAAGGGAGCUAAGUGCUCUGAACUUGUGAAAUCCAGGGUGCCCAGAGUAUGAUUUGUAUGAAAAAAGUACAUUUUAAGAUUUUCUAGUAGCGCAAGAGCACAAGUUAGACACAGUACAGCCCUGAUCCCACUUUCUUUUUAGCACCAUUAGAGCACUUCUUAGGCAAGCUACAAUGUAUGUGAUGUUGUUAAAGUAUCCACAGUAGAUCCUUGUUUUGACCAUCUGUCAUUGUAUUAGGGAGAGGUUUUGGUGUUCUGUUUCUGAACAUUGUGCAAGGUGCUUUGAUGGCAGCAGCAGGUGAACAAGUUCUUCUCAUUUGAACGCAUUGAAUCAUACCACUUCCACUACAUUAAGAUUCACUUCUUGUCUGAUUAAGGAGGGAGUGUAUGUCAUUAUAUCAUUUCUCCUGACUCUGCACUCAAUUGCAUAGCCCCAAGCUUCUCAGUGAGUCACAGAUGACAAUUAUUUCUUCCUCAUUUUCCUCAAGGAUAGAAGAGAGAGUGAGCGCUCGUGAAAAUCGCUACCCGCGAAGAAAGUGACCCGCAGAGGAAAGGGAUGACUUUUUUAUCUCCAAAUUAAGCUUCUCACAGACUACAAUUACUCCCUAUUUUUCCUCAGGGAUAGUAAAGCAAGAGAGUUACUCGAGUGCUCAGGAAAGUCGCCACCCACGAGGAAGGUGACGCACUGAGGGAAGAAAAGUGAUUUUUACAAGCUUAGCAUAAUUCGCUCGCUCUACCAUUUUCCCUGUCGAAAAUUAGGUAUUACUCGUAGUCUAAGGCCCUGUCCACACCAAUCCAGCCAUUUUUAAAACCCCCUUUUUUUUAUAGGUUUUUACACCAACCAGCUCUCUGUCCGCACAAAACAAGUGAAUCUACUCACCUUUUCGUGUAAAAAAUAUGCGGUUUCGAAAUAUCCGAAUUUGUAUAAACGAGACCUAAGCUUAAUAGGCCAUUUCCGAGUUCCCCUGGGCCUCUGUUUCAAAACGAGGGUAAGUGCUCAACCUUUGAUAUGGAAAUCAUUUUUGAUUCUCAUGCAAAUAAAACUCAUUUUCACAAGAAGGGUUGUGCACCUAGCCUCAUUUUGAAAGUGAGGGUUUUUGAACUCAGAAGUGGCCUAUUCACACUCCUUGAGCGGCUUAAAGUACAUUAGCUCCCCCUGUGCAAGUCUUAAUGAUUAUUAUUCUUUUUUGUCGCAUUUUCUAGGCCAGUGGACGGUUAACAAGUGCCAUAUAUGGAUUUUAGAAGAAACUAUCAAAUAUCAUUAUCCUGAGCUAGUAGCAAAUGCCAAGCGGAAUGAGGAGGUAAUCGUAUAACAGAACAAUCUUUUGGGUUCUGCUUAAAAGGAUUUUUUCAAUUUACUUCAUUCUAAGAAAAAAAAAACUUGAUUUGAGUGUAGAUGUAUUUGGCACAAAGGUACUAAUUUGAGACACUAUUUUUACGACCGCGUUUUACAUGGUCGUCGGAGCCACGCGAAGGACGGGCCGUUUUGCGAGGCAAAUGCGGUAGCUUCUUUUCUCAGUUAUUUUAGUUCAAGAAAGGGUGGAAUUUCUGUACUUCAAAGAAAUCCUUUGAAUCCUCCCCAAUCUUAAACAUUCCCGCGAAUUCAAGUGUCUUAGCGCCUGUGUACAUGAAGGUGGGGGACCCCAGGUAGGUGAGGUAACAUGUGGCUAGUUACCCCACCUAACAUGUAAACGUGAUCACAUUAAAAUGAGAGAUUAUACGGACAGGCGGGUGGCCUUACCUACCUGGGGUCCCCCACCUCCAUGUAAACAGGCCCUUAUUAAUGAGUGGUUGAACAUUUUUCGUUUGUUGUUGUUGUUUGUUUUCUGUUUGUUAAUCACGCAAACCGUUUUUUUUUUUUUUUUGCCUUACCAAAGAGCAAAAGAAAGCGAUUUAACCGCAAUCGGGUUGAUAUGAUUCUUAACAGCGCUAACGUAAACGGCUUUUGGAUCUUAAAUAGCUUAAUUACCCUUGUUAUUAAAAUUUUAUUUACAGAGUUGGGAACAGUGGUUUGUUCGAAAGCUGAGCGGACGGAGUUACGGCUCGCAAGUCAAGGAAAAGUUACGCAGUUACGAAAUUCAGCUUCAGUUACUGGAGGAAGAAGAAGCGAGAUUGCUUCGGUUGAUAGAGGAACAACAAAGUAAAUCAUUGGACAGAACGCCAGAAAAAACAACCUCAGGACUUGAGAGUCUUCAAAGAAUAGAGAAUGACCUUUAA